AUGAAGUACUCCACUAUUCUCGGCCUGACCACACUGGCGGUCGCCAGCCCUGUUGCUGUCGUUGACGAGGAGCAAGCAGCUGCGCGUCUAUAUGGGCGCCAGACGGGCAUCAUCGCGAAGGAGUUCUCCACAGGAGGAUGCAAGGACAAUAUCUUUGUGUUUUCUCGAGGGUCCACCGAAGUCGGCAACAUGGGCGCGAUUUGCGGCCCGCCUACUUCCAACGGUCUCAAGGAGGCCCUCGGCGCCGACAAGGUAGCCACCGAGGGAGUCGACUACGGCGCGCUUCUGUCCACCAACUUCCUCCCCGGAGGCGCCGACCUCGCCGGUAUCGCCACCAUGAAGGGUAUCAUCAACGACGCCGCCAGCCAGUGCCCGGAUUCCAACAUCCUCGUCGGAGGCUACAGUCAGGGUGCCGCGAUGGUACACCGCGUCGUGGAGGACCUGGACCCGGCUGUCCAGGAUAAGAUUGCUGGUGUAGUCACGUUUGGCGACACCCAGAACAAGCAGGAUAACGGGCAGAUCAAGGGGUUCCCGCCUCAGAAGACCAAGGUCAUCUGCAACCCUGGCGACGCUGUCUGUGUUGGAACACUGACUAUUCUGCCCCCGCAUCUGGACUACACCAAGCGGGCAGACGAGGCUGUGAGCUUCUUGGUCAGUAUGGUGCAGGCGAGCGGCAAUGCAGCCGCUUCCAGCGGUGCCUCAGCUACGAGCGGAGCAAAGGCAACAAAGGGAAAGGGCCGCAACAGGAAUUAG
Neoarthrinium moseri is the source of this 753-nucleotide messenger RNA. RefSeq lists its product as uncharacterized. NCBI's taxonomy places the organism in Eukaryota, Fungi, Ascomycota, Sordariomycetes, Amphisphaeriales, Apiosporaceae. Gene Ontology annotation, biological process: carbohydrate catabolic process. Gene Ontology annotation, cellular component: extracellular region. Gene Ontology annotation, molecular function: cutinase activity. The record is from RefSeq and is a predicted model, not a curated record. The coding region runs from base 1 to 753 and encodes 250 amino acids. The transcript is spliced from 2 exons.